AUGUCCAAGCUGGGAACCAAGAGCAUGAGGGAUGGAGAGACAGACAUGUCCUGCAAUGGACAAGCCGAAAAGAGCCCUUUUGGAUCAAGAGAAGAAGAAAACAAGCAGAAAGUGGAACUCAAGCAAAUAAUUGUGUGGAGGAAUGUCAUCCUAAUGGCCUUGCUUCACAUUGGGGCUGUGUAUUCCCUUCUUCUCAUUCCCAAGGCCCAUCUGUAUACUCUGAUCUGGGCAUACAUAUGUUUCCUGAUGUGCGCCUUGGGGGUGACAGCAGGUGCCCACCGCUUGUGGAGUCACAGAUCUUACAAAGCCAAACUGCCCCUGCGAAUAUUUUUGGCUGCAGCCAAUUCAAUGGCAUUUCAGAAUGAUAUUUUUGAAUGGGCUCGAGACCACCGGGUGCAUCACAAGUACUCCGAGACGGAUGCUGAUCCCCAUAAUGCCCAGCGGGGUUUUUUUUUCUCCCAUAUUGGCUGGCUCUUUGUUCGGAAGCAUCGUGAUGUCAUUGAGAAGGGGAGAAAACUGGAUUUCAGUGAUUUAUUGGAGGAUCCGGUGGUGAGCUUUCAGAGAAAGUACUAUAAAAGUUCAGUUGUGUUGAUGUGUUUUGUCAUUCCUACUAUCUUGCCUUGGUAUCUCUGGGGCGAGAGCUUGUGGAAUUCAUACUUCUUGGCUUCAAUUCUCCGCUACACCGUCUCCCUCAAUGUUGCUUGGCUGGUCAAUAGUGUUGCUCACAUGUAUGGAAAUAGGCCAUAUGACAAAGGCAUCAACCCUCGGCAGAAUACCUUUGUCACUUUCGGAGCUAUUGGAGAAGGUUACCAUAAUUACCACCACACCUUUCCAUUUGAUUACUCAGCCAGUGAGUUUGGCUUGAAAUUCAACCCAACCACGUGGUUCAUUGACUUCAUGUUUUGGUUGGGUUUGGUCACUGAGAGGAAGCAAGCACCCAAUGAGAUGAUCCAAGCUCGCAAAGAGAGGACUGGAGAUGGUACUUCUUGA
Molecule: messenger RNA, 990 nt
Organism: Protobothrops mucrosquamatus (brown spotted pit viper)
Lineage: Eukaryota; Metazoa; Chordata; Lepidosauria; Squamata; Viperidae
Gene: SCD5
Product: stearoyl-CoA desaturase 5
Exons: 5
Coding region: 1-990 (329 amino acids)
Biological process (GO): lipid metabolic process
Molecular function (GO): oxidoreductase activity, acting on paired donors, with oxidation of a pair of donors resulting in the reduction of molecular oxygen to two molecules of water
Source: RefSeq, a predicted model, not a curated record